Molecule: messenger RNA, 1736 nt
Organism: Oncorhynchus kisutch (coho salmon)
Lineage: Eukaryota; Metazoa; Chordata; Actinopteri; Salmoniformes; Salmonidae
Product: protein HGH1 homolog
Exons: 7
Coding region: 377-1519 (380 amino acids)
Source: RefSeq, a predicted model, not a curated record
AUGAGGUGAGUGUGCGUCAUAAUAAACGUUUGAUCAAUGUUACAGAUCAAUGUUACAGAUUGGUUUUAAAUCCAGAAAUAUGUAUCAAGCCGAUGUACGAUGUACGAUGUAGCUAGCUACGAAACUUUUAGCAGUCAAGGAAUUCGGGUGGUUUUAUAUCGCCUGAGAUAUGAGAUAUAGAAACUACAGUGAACCCAUGUUCGACUGGCUAGCUAGCACGAUUGAAAGGACUCGGAUAUGAUCAUGCUAUGUGACAGCAUGAGUUCAAUCAAGCUUUCUUUUACACUUGUGGAAUUGUAACCCUGUAUCUUGUGACGGUCAACUUUUGGAUUAGUGAAGAUUUGGAUUGACCAUCACACGUUGCCUGUCCACCAUCAUGCUGAGUGACGUGGAGGCAAAAGAGCUGCUGUCCUUCCUCACCCUGAACACCAGGCCGGACCUCAAGGGCCAGGCCACAGAGUACAUCCUGGGCCUAUCUGGCAACAGGGAUGGCUGUCGCUACCUACAGUCAAAACCUGACUUCCUUAAAGCCCUGGUGACCCUCACCACCGACCCCUCUAUCGCUAUCGUCAAAGACUGUUACCACUCUCUCAUCAACCUCUCGGCUGACGAGACCAUGCACCAACCGCUGGUGAAAGACGCUGACUUCCUCCCUAUGUUGUUUACAAACCUCCUGGACCCAGAGUUUAUGUUUGCAGAUCGUAUCUGUACGAUCCUCACUAACCUGUCGCGGCACGUGAAGACGUGUAAAGAGGUGUUUAAGGCUAUGCAGGAGCAGGAGAUAGGUCUGACGCAGAUAGUGGAAAUUUUCUGCACCGAGGGCUACAACAAGCAGGUGUCACUCCAUUACCUGGGCCCCCUCCUCUCCAACUUGACUCAGCUCCCCGAGACCAGACACUUUAUCCUGGAUAGGGAGAGGUGUGUAGUGCAGAGACUCCUUCCCUACAUACAAUACGAGGCCUCCACAAUCAGACGAGGGGGAGUCAUUGGCACUCUGAGAAAUUGUUGCUUUGACCAUGCUCAUCAUGAGUGGUUGCUGAGUGAUGCAGUGGACAUUCUGCCUUUCCUGUUGCUGCCUCUCGCUGGGCCUGAGGAACUGUCUGACGAGGAGAAUGAAGGGUUACCCGUCGACCUCCAGUACUUGCCCGAGGACAAGAAAAGAGAGGAGGAUCCCGACAUUCGCAAGAUGCUCAUUGAGACCAUGAUACUGCUGACUGCUACCAAAGUGGGCCGGCAGUUUCUGAAGGCCAAGAACACCUAUGUCAUCAUGAGGGAGUUCCACAACUGGGAAAAGGAACCUCACGUGGCCGCUGCUUGCGAGAAGUUUAUACAGGUGCUGAUCGGGGACGAACCGGAGCCAGGCAUGGAGAACUUGUUGGAGGUGGAGAUUCCUGAGGAUGUGGCGGUGAAGCUCAAAGACAUGGAUGCCAAGGAGCAGGAGCAGUUGGAGAAGGACCAGGAAGAUCUGUUAAAUCCAGACAAGCCCCAGCAGUGUGCUGGCAUAGUGAGGAUGAUGUAGCAGAGGUCUUUUCUACAUUUCAUCUGAGCCACCAUCUGAUGAACAAUGGAACCAAACCAACUGCUGACUGGAACGAACAGAAGAUAAUUCUCGCCAUCACAACAACAAACUUGCAUGUAAACAGGAGUCGGGGAGGACUGUGUUGUAUUUUCACAUAAUGUAAAUUCAGACAACAAAAGUCAAGUAACCAUUAAAAUAAUAUCGUUUUUAACGAAAA